Capsaspora owczarzaki ATCC 30864 is the source of this 675-nucleotide messenger RNA. RefSeq lists its product as hypothetical. NCBI's taxonomy places the organism in Eukaryota, Filasterea, Ministeriida, Capsasporidae. The coding region runs from base 1 to 675 and encodes 224 amino acids. The record is from RefSeq and is a predicted model, not a curated record. The transcript has 2 exons.
AUGUCUGGCGCCGACAAACUCCGCGAGCAAGCGAUUUUCAGCAUCGGGCUUUUGAAAGCCCCAACCUCCCGCUACUUGAGUCGCAGGGACCGUGAUCUCGUUGUCCAAACCAUUAACGAGCUGAUGUCGGCCUGGAAGCUUGCCGAACGCCCGCCCGAACAAGAAAAGGUCUCCGCUUGUCAAGCCGACGAGCGAACUGCAGAAGAAAACCAGCUCAACCUAGAGGCUUCAAUUCCCAAUUGGAAAAGGUCUCAUUUCAACCAUGCUCCAGACCGCAUCACAACUGAGAUGGAUCAUUGCGCACCGCACGUCUCAGACACUGUGCAGGUGGAUGCUUGGUCGUUUGUCGUUGGUUUUUACAGCUACGACGAUCUUCAGAGCUUGUACUCGAAACCAGAGUGCCACCCGGACAUCUAUCACGAAGAUGGAGGCAUUGCGAUGCAUUGGCCAAGCAUUGGAGCGAUUGUCGAGUUCGAGGCCAGUGGGGAGGUUGGUGCUUCGCUCGUUCGGCUGCCGAGCAAGUCCGAACAACUCAUCAUUCCCAAGCAGAAUCGAACCAACACUGUCAACCAGCUGCUCAGUUUCAUCUCUCCGCAGCUUUUGCAGCAUGGGGCUGCGGUUCUGGACAAGCUUCGAGUUCAAGCUUCCAAAAGUCCCGCGAUCAAGCACUUUUAG